AUGGCCCAUAAUUCCCAAAACGAUCAUUCAAUAAAUGAACAAGUAAUAGAACAAAGCAGAAUAAGACUGGAAGAACACUGUGAAAUCACAACAAAACAUAGAUCUUUUCAAGAGAGUCAUGAGCAAACAGCUGUAACUCGCAAACAUAAAAAAAAGAAGGAAAAAGAGAAAGAUUUGAAUGAUGAAGAAAGGAAAGCCAAACAGGCCCCUCUCAUGUUCUUUUAUACAAGGGCAUACAUAUCAUUAAGUGGACACACCAUUGAUUUCUAUGGUGCAAAGGAAGACUCCUUUGUGCUUCCACAGAUGCGAUCGAUGAGACAAGAACGUGACGGAAAGCAUUAUCACAUUACGGUGAUUAACCAUAUUGAAGUGCGAAGGUUGACACCGGGUCUGAUAGAAGAGGGCGUAUCCAACCGAAAUAAGCAUCUGACAGCUUUAAAGUGUAUAUAUGAAAAGGUGAUUGACCAAUUUGGUGGUCCCGAACAAUGGGAAACACCCAUCGAUCUUGGCCUUGGCCGUCGUAUCAGUGAGGAUAAUGCUGCUGUUAGUUACUACCGUGUCAUCUAUUGGCCAUUUGGACAGAGUAUGCGAAAAUACUUUGGACUUGAUUUCACAAAUUUUCAUGUCACCUCUGGAUUCUUCCCCUAUGAUGUCCAUGAAUAUAAAGGACCAGGUACUCUCAUGUGCUUACAAGAGGAUCAGCCUUGUAGUAAAGAACAGGCUGAUCUUUUAGUCUCUGUUGCUAGUCAUUAUAGACAUGAUAAAGAGUUUCUAAGUAAACUUUAUCAGACAUGUCAAAGAAAUCGAUAUAUCCAUCAAUUACAUGAAGUUCAAAGGUGGCUUUGA
Messenger RNA from Rhizopus microsporus ATCC 52813, 846 nucleotides. RefSeq lists its product as uncharacterized. Lineage: Eukaryota; Fungi; Mucoromycota; Mucoromycetes; Mucorales; Rhizopodaceae. The transcript has a single exon. The record is from RefSeq and is a predicted model, not a curated record. Bases 1 to 846 code for a protein of 281 amino acids.